Molecule: messenger RNA, 984 nt
Organism: Cygnus olor (mute swan)
Lineage: Eukaryota; Metazoa; Chordata; Aves; Anseriformes; Anatidae
Product: translation initiation factor IF-2-like
Exons: 3
Coding region: 1-984 (327 amino acids)
Source: RefSeq, a predicted model, not a curated record
AUGGCAGCAGCGGGCUGCGCUGCCCGGUGUCCCCGGCGAGGAGGAAUUCCUUCGGGCGGGCGCCCGCCGCCCUGCCCACGGGGAGGAAGCGGUGGCGGGGUCACGGCCUGCGCCGGCACCCCCGCAGGGUGCCACCGCCGUGUCACCGCCGUGUCACCGCCUCGUGCUCUGGCUCUGGGCACCCAGAGGGCACAGCAGCCCCGGGGCUGGCACGGCUCCUGCCCGGUGCCCACGCCGCCGCCGCUCCCGCUCGAGCCACGCGGCGCUGGGGCAGCAGCCGGGCACACAGAUGGCAGAGCCCUCGCCCCCGGUCCCCAAGCGCCCCCGGUCCCCAAGCACCCCCAGUCCCCAAGCGCUGCCAGCCCUUGCUGUCCCCAGCCUGGCCGUGACACCGGCUCCAGAGCCACCGCCACCACCCGCACGGUGCCCCCGUCCGUGCUGGCGGCGGGGAGCCUGUUGCAGCCGGGGCUGGCGAGCUCUGCCCGCACCGUGCUGGCCUUGGCCGGCAGCGGUGGCACCUUGGGGAGCCCCAGGAAUGGGCCCCGCUCCCCAAAAAAACGCCGCCUCCGCCCCCGCGUUUGCACGACGGAGCAGCCCCCGCCGCACGGAGCGGGGACGCCGGAGCGUGGCUCCCCAGCCCCUUCCUUCCCCUUCCCUCCUUCCUUCCGGCUCGGCACGGCCCUCCGGCCCCGCUGCCCUGCCCGCUUCCCCUCCGGCCUCCCCGACACGCGGCGUCCCCCCCAUGGUCCCCACGCUGGGCACCGUGCUCCAGCCCUGUGCCAUCCGGGGACCCCGCGUCCCUUUGCCGAGCCGAGGCACGCGGGAGCGGAGCCACCGCGGUCGCCCUGCCCUCGGCUGCUGCUCGCAAUCCUCCCGCUCCCCGGCGGCGAUUGCAUUUUCUCCCACACCACGAUAAGAAUAAUCCUGACGGGUGCUUACGUGCCAGCCUGCAAGCACCCAUGGGUGCUGCUCCCCGCUGGCUGA